Trichomycterus rosablanca is the source of this 1571-nucleotide messenger RNA. It is a transcript of the gene nek3, whose product is annotated as NIMA related kinase 3. Gene Ontology annotation, molecular function: ATP binding; protein kinase activity. The transcript is spliced from 13 exons. The record is from RefSeq and is a predicted model, not a curated record. Gene Ontology annotation, biological process: protein phosphorylation. The coding region runs from base 113 to 1453 and encodes 446 amino acids. NCBI's taxonomy places the organism in Eukaryota, Metazoa, Chordata, Actinopteri, Siluriformes, Trichomycteridae.
GUAACAAUAAGAGAUUAACGCAAACAAGAUCAAACUGAAUGUUGUUAGCGCUCGGUGAUCUAUUAUACUCCUACCAAGUGAAGAAGCCUUUAGUGUGCAUUCCUGUCCGCUAAUGGAUCGCUACUCCAUCCAGAAGAUAAUAGGUGAAGGAUCUUUUGGACGAGCUUUUUUGGUCCAAACCAACAGCGACAAAGAAAAAUGGGUGAUAAAAGAAAUUCGACUACCAAAGACAGAUGGUGGAGUUAAGAAAACCCAGAGAGAGGCAGUUCUUCUGUCAAGAAUGAAACAUCAGAAUAUUGUUGCUUUCAGAGAGUCAUUUGAAGACGAUGGGCACUUGUACAUUGGUAUGGAGUUCUGUAGUGGAGGAGAUCUCUUCCAGAGGAUACAGCAGCAAAACAGCUCACUGUUCUCAGAGGAUGUGAUACUCAGGUGGUUCGCACAGAUGUGUCUGGGAACAGAGCACAUCCACUAUAAACGGAUACUUCACCGAGACUUAAAAUCAAAGAACAUAUUCCUGACAGAUGAUGGCACAAUCAAACUGGGAGAUUUUGGGUCAGCAUGCACUCUUAACAGUGCAAAAGCUUUUGCUCAGACUUAUGUUGGAACUCCAUACUACGUGUCUCCGGAGAUCUGGGACAACCAACCAUACAACAACAAGAGUGAUAUCUGGUCUUUGGGCUGUGUCCUGUAUGAACUCUGUACUUUACAGCACCCGUUUUUGGCACACAGCUGGAAGAGCCUGAUUAUGAAAGUGUGUCGAGGUGCAUAUGCACCCUUACCGAAGCAUCUUUCAUAUGAGCUUCACUACCUGAUUAAACACAUGUUUAAAACCAACCCCAGAGACCGACCUUCUAUACACACUAUUCUCAACUCCCAUCGUGUUUCCAGACUGCUCCGCAAACACGUGGGUCAACAGGAUAAAGGCAAGGAACUACCAGCAAACCACUGGAGAAAAGAGGAAGGAGAGAAAGUGGCCUUGUGUCUGGGUCAGAAGAGCUUAUUAACCACAUCAACCACAACUGAAGAGAGUCAGACAGCUAUCCAAGGUCCCAGGAAGAGAUGGGCGAAAGGACCCUCCAACACAGUGCUGCAGGUCCUCGGAAAUGCUGACAUCAUUUCCUCUGGUGGUACAGAAAGCAUGGAGGGGUCUGACUCCACAUCAGGAGCAGUUGAGGUGUUUAGAAAAACAAACAAGAGGGAGAGAAGAAAAUGGGACAAAGGUCCUCCUGAAAGACUAUUGAGCCUCCUGGAGAAAGCUCCCCUUACCUCAGCUUUCCAGACCUACACUAUUCACAGAGCUGAACCAAGUGAUGACGCUCCAGAUGGCCCGGAAGAAGUUCACCCAGACAAGAGCAGACUGGAACCGCGAUCAGAUGAUGAGGACACGGAUUUCGAGGAGGAUUGUUCUUACGACUGGGUAGAUGAACUUGAGAAAAUGACCCAGGAACACUAGAAAUGUAUUAAAUCAUUCCAAUGAAAUUUUGUCUGUAUUUAAAUAUGCACUCACCUUUUCAUUUAUUAUUACACCUGUCUGGUACACUGUUUUUGGAAAAGUUGGGACAUUUUGUAAA